This is a messenger RNA of Liolophura sinensis, 1987 nucleotides long. RefSeq names its product chymotrypsinogen A-like. The transcript is spliced from 6 exons. Gene Ontology annotation, molecular function: serine-type endopeptidase activity. Gene Ontology annotation, biological process: proteolysis. Bases 34 to 882 code for a protein of 282 amino acids. Lineage: Eukaryota; Metazoa; Mollusca; Polyplacophora; Chitonida; Chitonidae. The record is from RefSeq and is a predicted model, not a curated record.
GGGAAACAAUUCCUUGAGCAAAACCCACACAAGAUGCACUCUAAACCACGGGUCGUGUUGUUGAUGUUUACGAUAGCGCUUCUUAUCCACGUGAAUGUCAGUACGGUUUUGAACAGAGCCCGCCGCCUGAUUGACGGUGAAGACAUGGUGGACGGUCUGCCCACGGUGGGCGUGUUGGCCUAUAAAAAUGAGCGCACCCAGGCCAGGCCGUAUUUCAUAUUGUGUACCUUGGUUCUACUGGAUAAAGACUGGGUCCUCACCAGCGCUCACUGCCUGGAUGAAUCGGCCACCCCUCUCAGGGAGGGUGAGACUUUGUAUAUUGUUCUGGGCCUAACAGAUAACAGCUGGGCGUAUAGUCCGAGCGACGUGCAGGAGAGAGGUGUCUUCGAGCAGUCACAGCAUCCUGAGUACUGUGCACGCUUUCUUCUCCACCACGACAUCACCUUGAUGAAAGUGUCUAUACCAUUCACGUUGAAUGACCGGGUUCAGCCGAUAGAGUUGCCACCUGAUGACAUAGAGGACAGUGAGACGGGAACCAAGUGUAACAUUGUGGGCUGGGGAAUAGAAAACUUCCCGAUUACCGAAGAAUCGUUCCCUCGCUAUAUUAAGCAAGGUCGGAUGAGCCUGGGAAGUUGUGAAAACCAGUUUGGAAAUUUACUGGGAGAUGAUCACCUCUGUGCCGUCGGGACAAGCGUCACGCCUUGCAGUGGAGACAGUGGAGCCCCUGUGUUCUGUGAUAUCGGCGGAAAGUCUUAUUUUAUCGGCAUCGACUCCUUCGGGCAGUUUGAAAACUGCGAGGACAACCCAUUACAAGUUCUCACCCGAAUUAGCUAUUUCUUGGACUUUAUUGAGGACACCAUGGAAGAGGAGACAGACGACUGAUUUAACUGUUUACAUUUUUCGUAUCUAAUUAUCUCAGAAACAAACUCACACAAGACAAACGCCAGGUAUUUAUAUACCUGUAUAUUCCUAAUGAGGGAUGGUUAUUAUACACAGGUGGUUGGGGGUAUCUUUAAAACAUAAUUGUGUGACGGGUGUUUUUAACAACCCUAUACGUUUAUACUUAUUUUUAAUGGUGGCAGACAUUUGAUAAAAUUAGAGAUACAUGUACAUUUAAUGAUGUCCAGUCGACUUUCGGUUCCUAGAUGCAUUAUGCAAUCAACGUCGCCGUACAUGAAGUCGGUGUAUAUGCAUGUGUAAUGUAUAUUGAAUCAUCAAUUAUACGACAUCGACAGUCAAAAUACGAACGGCGUAGAGAAUUGUGCAGGCUGGGCUCAAAUUACCAUGGAUAUAAGGAAAGUUCUCCGGGAGGUCUUCACUCCUACAGCAGCAUGGUGUACAUCUAGCUUGUCCAUACAUAUUGUCCUUGGCCUGUGUAUAUACAGAAAUAGUUCUAUCACGGUUUUUAGGGUCGAUUUUGAUAGUUGAGUAAAUGGUUAUUUAUACCUUGUAUGUAAAUAUAUAUUAUACUCUGUUAUCUAGGAACAAUCGUUGAACGCACACCGCAAGUUUGGCCGUUUCCUCAGUUACACACACAAUGCUCAUUGAAGGAGUGAAGCUUGCACGAUCAGUGCCUCUAUAGGCCUAUACUAGCCUAAAUAAAAUAAACAGGCUGAAAUUUUUCACAAAUUAUUCCAGGAAAUGAAAGUAAAGUCCUUAUGCGCGGAAAACGUACAUCAUGCACAUUGCUAAAUAUAUACCCAGAAUGAUGCACGCGUAUAUAUACAUGUAUAAUGUGCAUGUGUGAUUUAAAUAUAGUCAGGCUUCCGAGUUCAUGGUGCAUGCAGUUGACGACCACUUAUAACGGAAAAGCAACUUAGGCCUACGUUGGGCCUGGUCUCACCAGUUUGUUUACAGAGAUGCGGAAUUGAUUAACUAUAUUGUCGGUUUAAAUCGUAAACAUUUUGUUGCAUUUAAAUGAAUCAUACAUAUAUAUAUGCUAAAUUAAGGGAUUAAUAGACCUGGUGCUGGGAAUUAAACAAACAUA